AUGGCUCUUGCGACGACCGCUGCCCUCGCUGCUGGCGGAUGGGCCGCCGCCUCGUACCUGGAUGCCAAAUUCCAUUUCCGAAAAGACCUCGAAUUACUCCUGCGAUUGAAGAAAGGCGAAAAGGAAUAUGCCCGUGUCGUCAAAGAAGAUAAAGUCAGCCUUUUCUACGUACUCGAAGAGACCUGCAAGAAGAGAUGGAAUGAGGAGGCCAUCUGGUCCAGAGAAAGAGUAUACACCUAUGGUGAGCUCUACGAAAACACCAUUCGCUAUGCACAGUACAUGAUCAGCGAAGGCGUCAAACCGCAGGAGUUGGUUGCUAUGUACUUGACCAAUUCCCCUCACUUCAUGUUCAUCUGGUUUGCUACCAUGGCCAUUGGAGCUGCGCCAGCGUUCAUCAACUAUAAUCUAGAAGGAAAAGGUUUACUUCAUUGUCUCGAGGUCUGUCAGUCGCGAUUAAUCAUCGUGGAUGUCGACGAUGCGUGCCAACGGAGGGUAUACGAUAGCCGAACGGAAAUCGAAGCCAAGGGAAUGAAGAUCGUCAUUCUAGAUGACACUCUUAAAAAUCAGAUCAAUUCUCUUCCCGUCGAUCGUCCCGGUGACGAGUGGCGUAACGGCACGACCGGAGGCUUUCCUUGGACUCUGAUAUAUACAAGUGGUACCACGGGUCUUCCCAAAGGCUGUGCUUUCACUAUUCAGCGGGUUUGGGCAAUGUGUGCGCACUCGAUGACAACUUGUGAUUGCGUGCCAGGCGUGGAUCGCUGGUACAAUUCAAUGCCUCUGUAUCAUGGUACUGGCGCUAUUACAUCAGGUUCAUGUCUCCUGCAAGGUGUCAGCAUCGCAGUAGCACCCAAAUUUUCCGUCUCCAGAUUUUGGAACGAUAUCCACGAUUCCAAAUCGACCGGCUUCGUAUACGUUGGCGAGACCGCGCGAUACCUUUUGAAUGCGCCGCCUCAUCCCUUGGAGAGAGACCAUCAACUCCGCUUCGCAUACGGCAAUGGAUUACGACCCGAUGUCUGGGAGAAAUUCCAGGUGCGCUUCAAUGUUCCCGAGAUUGGUGAAUUCUUUAACUCCACCGAAGGUAUAUUUUCCUUGUUCAACCACGAUAAGGGCCCAUUCUUGAAAGCGUGUGUCGGCCACCAUGGAUUGCUGCUCCGGACGGCUCUACAUAACACGUACAUCCCCGUCCAAAUUGAUCAUGAUACGGGUGAUAUCUGGAGGGAUCCCAAAACGGGAUUUGCCCGGAGGGCGUCGUACGAAGAAGGAGGUGAGAUGAUUGUGGCGAUUCCCAACAAGGAAGCAUUUCAAGGAUACUGGCGUGCGCAGGCAGCGACGGACAAAAAAUACGUCAUGGAUGUCUUCAAAAAUGGCGACAUCUACUAUCGGUCUGGGGAUGCUCUGCGACGGGACGACGAAGGCCGCUGGCACUUCCUCGACCGACUCGGGGAUACCUUCCGGUGGAAAUCCGAGAACGUCUCGACGGCCGAAGUCGCCCUGACCAUCGGACAAUUCCCAGGCAUUGCAGAGGCCAAUGUCUACGGUGUGCUGGUGCCAAACCACGAGGGACGGGCAGGAUGCGCCGCCAUCGACCUGGACCCCAACUACACGGGCCCUGCGGUGGACUACAACGAGCUCCUGGCAUACAUCCGCACGCGCCUCCCACGCUACGCCGUGCCGGUCUUCCUGCGGCUGGUCAAAGCAAGCACACACAUCCACAAUCACAAGCAGAACAAAGUGCCCCUGCGGAAAGAAGGUGUCGACCCAGGCAAGGUCGGCACCGAGGCGCCUGAAGGUAAAGACGAUGUCUUCCUCUGGCUGCCUCCUAAGUCCGAUCGUUAUGUCCCCUUCCAGCCCAAGGACUGGGAGGCGCUCAGCAGCGGGCAGGCCCGAUUAUAG
Messenger RNA from Exophiala aquamarina CBS 119918, 1893 nucleotides. RefSeq lists its product as uncharacterized. Gene Ontology annotation, molecular function: long-chain fatty acid transmembrane transporter activity; long-chain fatty acid-CoA ligase activity. The transcript has 3 exons. Lineage: Eukaryota; Fungi; Ascomycota; Eurotiomycetes; Chaetothyriales; Herpotrichiellaceae. The record is from RefSeq and is a predicted model, not a curated record. Bases 1 to 1893 code for a protein of 630 amino acids.